UAUAAAAUUAGGUUAUAUUCUAUUAUAGGUUAUUAGUAGAGCAACCCUCUGUUUUCUCUGUUAUUAGGUCGAAGUUUAUUCAAAAUUUGAGACGUUUUUCUGUGAUAAUGAUCAAAUUUGCAGUUAAAGUUGGGUUAGCCACUGCCGCAGUCUAUUAUGUUAAAGAGCAAGGAGUUUGGAAGAACAGCAAUGAAUCAAUAAAAACUUACGAAAAGUUGAAGGAAACAGCAAAACCUUACGUACAAGAUUUAAAGGCGCAGCUACCCGUAGAGUUACCUGAAUUGCCUGAAACUGAGAGACUAUCGUCUCUAGCAAAACGAAGUUGGAACAAAGGAGUUAUGGUCACUUUUAAAUACAUUAGUCAAUUUCCGAAUACAGUAAGCAACUGGACUAACAAAGGUAUUCAGAAAGCAUUGGAAAACGAGGACAUAAAAAAUUUUGUUAAUUCGUUUUCCUCCGCGAAGCCUGUAGAACAGAAGUAGCUUUUUUAAAUGUCUAGAUAUGUAUAUGUUGUAAUGUAUUUAUUCAGUCCAAAAUCUUAAUAUACAGUACAGUAAAAA
Molecule: messenger RNA, 560 nt
Organism: Anoplophora glabripennis (Asian longhorned beetle)
Lineage: Eukaryota; Metazoa; Arthropoda; Insecta; Coleoptera; Cerambycidae
Gene: QIL1
Product: MICOS complex subunit MIC13 homolog QIL1
Exons: 3
Coding region: 108-482 (124 amino acids)
Biological process (GO): cristae formation
Cellular component (GO): mitochondrial crista junction; MICOS complex
Source: RefSeq, a predicted model, not a curated record